AUGUCUCUGACUGAGCACAAUGGCCUAUAUCAGCCCUGUCCAGACUUCAGGACCAAGGGCCAGAUGGAUGAGAAGGAGUAUUUCCACAUCCUUCCCCAGCUCCAGGUCAAGAGGGCCGACUUCCUCACUGUCAUGCUGACCGGCACCCUUCCUCAGCGGCGAACCUUCCCAGCAGCUCUGUCGGCAGAGAACGAGGUCCAGGAGCUCCAGAGCCCGCGGGACGAUGAUGUGUCCAAGAGUGAGUCAAACAGCGAGGCCAGCCAAAAAAGCACAGAGCGGAGCCAGGAUGGGGCGCCUGACACCCUCAUGGCCGGCCCCCGGGAACCCACCUCAGCCGCAGAUGCUGACCCUGACUUUGAGGACGGCUCCAAGACCCUGGUUCUGUUCUCGCCGGGGGAUACCCGGAAGUCUCCAUCAACUGGGGGAGAACACGUCCUGCUCGAGGUUGACUUCGGGACACCGUCUGCCUCUACCCCUAGGAGCGAUAUGCCUCUGGUGGGUGCGGCCAGCCAGCCAGAGCUCUCCUUCACACUGAGGUCGGACUUGAGACCAUCCACCCCUAUCGCCCCCGCAUCUCCCCCCUUCACCAAAGUUGAGCUCACCUUUGUCCACAUCUCCGAGACUUCCCACUUUAACGUCAUGUCUUCCAGAGGUCAAACCGCAAAGGAGAGCGGCGACCACUGCGACAUCUCAUCCGUUACUCAGGAGGCCUCACCAUGGGAAGGAGACACCCGUAAACAGACCGGACAUGUCGAAAAGGGUGAGGAAUCCCAGAGUCCUUCCAGAGAGCCCCAAGCCCAUUCUAUCCCAGACGUGACCCUGGAGAAUGGUGUGACGCUCACCAAACCGGACGACCGCCCAGCGCUGGUCUUCGUCAAGUCUUUGGAGCCUGUCCCGGAAGCCAUGUCGCCCAUUCUGGAACACAAAACUCUCUCUGUAGAUUCCAUCAAGGGGCAAUUGUCUACCGAAGGUAUUGCCCACGCUGAACUACCGCAUACCGCCCUCAGGCGGAGGAUCAAAAGCCGCAUCCCGGUUAUACUGUCUGAAGAGGGCACAGGCUCGGAGCGUUCAGCCUCGCUCUCAGCCCGGGCGCAACUACAGAAGAGUGCCCGGAAACUGGACCUGGCACGCCUGGUGGUGCAGAAGCAGCAGGGCCGCUGGAUGAGGCUGACCUCGGGGACAUCCUCCUCGCUGUCCUCCGGCGAUGGGAGGGCCUCCGAGAAGCUCGACACUACCGGCUCGGAGGAAGACACCCAUGCCUCGGAUGAGUUUCUGGCCAGGAGGAGGUCCUGUCUGAAGGCUAGGGCAGGGGCUGGAGGGGACCAGGGCCAGACGGAGUGGAACAGCAGGAUCCCCAGGCCUGUCACCCCCAUCAAGAAGCCCUCUCCUCUCGCUCUGCCAGGAUCGGGCAUUUGUGGAGAUGCAUCCACCUUUGGUAAUGGGCUCCAAGUUCAGAAAAUAGGACUAAGCACUCUCCCAACCCAGAGGCAGUCUAAACUUCUGCAGACCGGCUCCUCUUCUUCCUCCUGUCCAAGGCCCUGUCCUGUCCCCGCCCAGCCCUGCGGAAGCCGCCGAAUGCCCCUACGCUGCGUUUUUGUGACCCAACGCAGCUUAAGCACCUCCCACUGCAGGUCAGACAGCCCCUCCCCCCAGCGUCUCCAUCCAACUAGACAGUCCCCCUCUGUCCGGCCCACAACUGCCCCUCCCCUCCAGCCAAGGGCUAAUACUACUACUACCAGCAUAAAACGGGCCAACUCACAGGACCCCUUUACCCAGGUGUCCACCGCUAUGCCUGCCAGAAUCCGAGCCAAAUCCACGGGCCCUGCCAAAGCGAAACAAAGCACAGGGGACAAGAUGGCUGCCGCGAGAUAGUAAACAGAUUCACUGGGAAGAAACGCAUAUGCUUCUCUGUUGUCCUCAGAAAAACUCAAUGCUUCAAAAAGCUCCAGCCCGGACCCAAAUUAAGACUGAUGCGGUGUCCCAUCUUUUUUUACCUUCUUUGAUCCAAACCAUGUACAGUGGGGCAAAAAAGUAUUUAGUCAGCCACCAAUUGUGCAAGUUCUCCCACUUAAAAAGAUAAGAGGCCUGUAAUUUUCAUCAUAGGUACACUUCAACUAUGACAGACAAAAUGAGAA
This is a messenger RNA of Oncorhynchus masou masou (cherry salmon), 2135 nucleotides long. RefSeq names its product tau-tubulin kinase 1-like. Lineage: Eukaryota; Metazoa; Chordata; Actinopteri; Salmoniformes; Salmonidae. The coding region runs from base 1 to 1872 and encodes 623 amino acids. The record is from RefSeq and is a predicted model, not a curated record. The transcript is spliced from 2 exons.